AUGUUUAUUGAUAAUUCUAUUAACGAGAAAUACAUACGGACUUUAAACCUUGGCUGCUUCCCCAAAACCGUACUAAAUUUCCAAGAUAGUCAAGAUUAUUUUCAACAGUUGGUGUUUGUUGACUAUCAGUUACAAUUGUUGAUACGGAACGAGUUCAAUGGUGAGGAAUUGACUACUGUACGAGACUUUGUAUCGACUGAUAACCGCAACCCGCCACAGCAAAAUCCCAAGGAGAAGUUAAUCCAGUUGAUCAAUUACACAAACUCAAUUCACCUAAAUUACCAGCAUCACGAUAACAGUAGAACUUAUGAAGAGAAAUUAUACUAUGUCAAUCUAAUGUCUCACUUGUUGUACUUGGAUGGUAACUUUUACGAAAUGCAUAAACUUCUCAAAUCAAUCACCGUUAGUCAUCAAGUCAACAGAGCAACAAAUUUGAACGUUUCUGCAAAUUUAUUGGAAUUUAUUCAAUACUUGACUUGUCGAUAUUAUACAUUGUUGGGAUUGAGCAAUAUUGAUGAUGGUGUGUCGGGCACAACUAAAGUCUGGGUAGAAUAUUUGAUCCAUUUCAACAGACCAUUUUCCAAAUCACAAGUUGUGGCUAAUCAUUGGUUCGAUUUGAUGUUCAACAAAUUAAGCUACUCGUUAACUCAACAAAGUAAUGGAUCAAUAGUUCCCUUAUCUUUCAUCAAUGAAGUUAGUAAUCUACCCUUCUUCAAGAAUAAACUAUCAAUAAUUGCCUAUUCCAACUAUUUGUUACGACCAGAAAAUUCGAAAUUUGUAAAUAAAAAUUUUAAAUCUGAUUAUUCAUCAUUUUUGACUGUUGAUAUAAAUGAGUGCAUUCAUCUCAAGAUUCAGUUUCCAGAUGCAAGUGAUGAAAAUACAAGAAUAAAUGACUUCAUUAAUAACCUAUUUGAGUCUAUUAGCUAUGUUCCUUUCAACUUGGCAAUACUUAAACCAUCUCUCUCCAAGCAGUUCCUUAUUGAUGCUACUACAAAGACAUAUCAAAGCAGAAUUGUGUUAUCAAACUUGAUCUAUACUUUAAUUGACUUGAACGAAUACGACGAAGCAUUGGCAGCUUUCAAUACUUAUAUCACAUACCUGGAAAAAGAUCAAGAACAAAAGAAUGGCUAUAUUGAAGACAUUUUGGCAAUUAUUGAUACUUAUAGUACAUGCAUCAUCCAUUUCAACCCUUUGAAGUCAUUCAAGAAUGUGAAAAAGUUUCACUAUAGCGAUGUGACCAUAGUCCUGAAUAAUCUUGACAAGUAUGUCAAACAGUUGAAGGUGUAUUUGGAUACCUUGGGAGAUUUCAUUGAUUUGACGUAUGAUGAUGAGAAUUAUGCGGGCGAUAAAAAUCCAUUAUCAUUCUUGUACAGAAAGUAUAACCUCAAUGUAUUGCGGUCGGAUCAUUCCCAGUUUAUUGAAUUGAUUUCAAAAGCAUGGCAUUCAAUUGGUUACUAUCAUUACUAUUUAUCCAUGUGUGAAUCACCAAAUCAAAAACUAUUGGAUAAGCAUGUAUUGGAAGUUGUAAAGAAUUAUAAAAACUCAUUGAUCAUCAAUUCUACUGGUAAUGUGCUUUACCUAUUUAGCUAUGCCUUGGCCUUGUCAAACACCGGCGAGUUGAAUCCAGCAUUGAAGCUUUGUAAAUUUAUCUUGAAAAAAUAUCCUGAGUCGUUUAAAACUUGGAAUUUAUUGGUAUUAUUGAUAACCUCGUUCAACAAUGACAAUGACGAAGUGAAUAAACCAGCGGGAGCUUACGAUAACAUCUUACCUGAUACUUUACUUAGUGACGAAAUCAAAGCUAAUGGAGCAGCUAAUAUCGACCAACAGAUGGAUGCUUAUGUGCCUCCAAUACCUAAAAUUCGUGAGCCUGAGAAAUUCAUCAAUAAAGCAUUGAACAUUUCUGGACUAUACAUAUUGAAGCAUCAACAAAAGAAUAUCCAAUUGACUCCUGAAUCCAAGUAUGAAAUUUUGCAGUUGAAGUUGACCCAAAUGGCUGUUUUGGAAUCGGUUCAUGGAACUCAGUAUAUGAUUGAUUUGAUAUCAGAAGUGUUUGUAUUAUACCAUGAAUUAUUUGACAUCAAGUUUAGUUCCAAUGAGAAUCAUGCUUCGUCAAAACAUUGUGGGCUAAUCGAGAAGUGGUCACAUAGACCAAGUUUUAUUGAUGCAAAGGACAAUGCUAAUCAAAGUGUUAUUAAUACGUCAUUACCACCUGCAAUGUCAAUGCAACAGAAGGUUGGGAAAAAGGAAACAAGAACAGGAACAGUGCUUCCACCACCUCUGUUGUUGUCAAAGAAAGAUCGUGAUGAAUCUAAACAUGAGUUAUCAUCAAUUAGGCAUAAUGCGGUUGAUAAACUAAAACGAUUGUCAAAACUUCCUAAGAAGGACACAACAUUUGUAUCAAGAAAAAAUUCAGUGACAUCGAACACAUCAGGGAAAUUGAAUGGUGUUGGAAGUGGUGGGCAUAUCCUUAUUAAAAAGCCCGACUUUUUCAAAAGCGGACAUUCUUCUACUUCACCAAUGCCUCCCGAGAAACCUGUAGCUGCACAAUCAGUACCGCAACGUGCUCUCAGCGUUUCCUCCUCCGCAUCAUCAAAAAUAUCUACAAGAGCAGCAGCUCCCACUCAUACCCAUGAUAGCAUUAUGGAACGUAAAGUAUUACAAGAACUUUGGCUAUGGACGGCAAGUAUUUUCUUGAAAGUUGGACUAUUUGAUGAAUGCGAACAAAGUAUAAUUGAGGCUGAACUUGUAUACGAGCCUAAUGUCAAGACAUUUAUUGCUACGGGGUAUCUUUAUUCAAAGCAAAAGAAGUUUUUAGCACUACAAGAGUUUGAGAGAUCAUUAGAAAUACUCGAUAGAAACGAUCCGUUCAAUAAAGUUGAUUAUGGAUUCGCUAUACUUGGAUUAUCUAAACUUAUUCUUAUUGAUGAUAAGAGCACCAACUCAUUAUUCAUUUCAACUAAGGAUAUGGAUGCAGCAAUUAUCAGGUUGAAGAAUUUGUUAGAGCACUAUUCAAUUUGUUGGCCAUAUGGUGUAAAUAACCCGGAAGUUUGGUACUAUCUUGGCAAGAUUUACGAGACAAUUGAUGACAAGAUACUCUUGACCAAGAGUUUAUGGAAAUGCAUUGAGUUGGAGGAUUUAAGACCAGUACGAAAUUUCGAAAUUUGCAAUUCCGCUAUAUAA
Molecule: messenger RNA, 3180 nt
Organism: Lodderomyces oxycetoniae
Lineage: Eukaryota; Fungi; Ascomycota; Pichiomycetes; Serinales; Debaryomycetaceae
Exons: 1
Coding region: 1-3180 (1059 amino acids)
Molecular function (GO): protein binding
Source: RefSeq, a predicted model, not a curated record